AUCCACAGACCAUAUAUAUACCUGUCAUAAAGAGUGAACCAACAAAAAAGAAAAAUCCAUUAAAAAAAAAACAAUGGAAUUAACUACAACUUCACAGUCUCUUUCCUAUGCUAGUUUCCUGAAACUACCAGCUCUACUCCCUUCUAGAGCUAGUACUCAUUGUUCUUCCAGUUCCAUUAAUUUUCUUGGAUUUAAUUGCAUACCAAGAAAGCUGACAUGUAGUGCUAGGCAAUUGAGGCACUUUGGAGCUAUCCAUGCUUCUGUCGCUGAGAGUAAUUCAACUACUGGUUCAGUAACAUGGGCUCUUGAAUUUAUAGGUGAUGGAGACACAAAGCACAUCGGUUCUCCCACUGCAAAGCCACGCUCUCUUGAAAUACCUUCCGGUGCAGUUACUGUCGGACGUGUUGCUGAUAAGGCAGAUGUGGUCAUUCCGGUGCCUACAGUAUCUGGUGUACAUGCUCGGCUGCAAAACAUGGAGGAGUAUCUCGUAGUGACAGAUUUAGACAGCACGAAUGGAACAUUCAUCGGUGAGAAGAGGCUCCAACCUGGUGUGGCUGCUGCUGCAUUACCUGGAAGUAUCGUGACAUUUGGGGAUACCAAUUUGGCAAUAUUUCGAGUCGCAAAGCUUGAGAAGUUGGAAACUACUGCAUCUGAUUCUGAACCAGAAGAAGUUGAAGCUAAUACAAAAGAAGAAGAGCCAAGUAGCAGCUAAAAAGUCACAAAUUCCAUUUUUCUGCAAUAAUUUUGUAAACAGAGGAAAUAUAUAUAUAUAUGUGUGAUUUUGUUGAACUUAUGUUUGUCCAUUUUCUUCUUGACUUGGGUUUAAGUACCCCUUUGUUUUUCUUUCC
Lycium ferocissimum is the source of this 848-nucleotide messenger RNA. RefSeq lists its product as uncharacterized. Gene Ontology annotation, molecular function: protein binding; mRNA binding. The record is from RefSeq and is a predicted model, not a curated record. The transcript has 5 exons. The coding region runs from base 74 to 712 and encodes 212 amino acids. NCBI's taxonomy places the organism in Eukaryota, Viridiplantae, Streptophyta, Magnoliopsida, Solanales, Solanaceae.